Molecule: messenger RNA, 1140 nt
Organism: Thyridium curvatum
Lineage: Eukaryota; Fungi; Ascomycota; Sordariomycetes; Thyridiales; Thyridiaceae
Exons: 1
Coding region: 1-1140 (379 amino acids)
Biological process (GO): regulation of dephosphorylation; regulation of signal transduction
Cellular component (GO): cytosol
Molecular function (GO): protein phosphatase 2A binding
Source: RefSeq, a predicted model, not a curated record
AUGGACGACUCCUCCCCGAGGACCCUUAGGUCUGUCUUCAGGGAGGCCGAGAACAGGCGGCGCGCCAUCGAGACCUCCUUCGACGCCCGGUCCCCGACGGCCAGCGACGAGCUCAACGCCGCCAUCGCCCUCUACAACGAGGCCCUGCAGCUCGUCGCGCAGCUCUCCGUCCUGAGCCCCAACGAGACCCUCGAGGACCUCGCCACCGGGGACCUGCCGUACCUGCUCGCCGACUACCGCAUCGCCGAGCUGACGCAGCGCCUGCCCACGCCCAGCCCGCACGACCGGGGCCGCGCGCUCGCCCGCGCCCGCGACGCCUACGAGCGCUUCCUGCACCUGCUCGACGCCUACGCCCUCCUCUCCCCGGCCCAGGCCCGCCUCUUCGAGGCCUACACCGACGACCCCACGGGCUUCUCCACCGUGCCCGCCGACCCCUCCGCCCGCCGCGACUCCAAGAUCGCCAACUUCCGCGCCGAGCGCGAGCUGCGCCAGCGCCUCGACUUCCUGCGGCGGCAGCCGGGCUACGCGGACGACGACGAGCAUGAUGGGGAAGAGGAGGAGGGAGGCAGGACAAUACCGGGCGACGAGGAGGCCGUGCGCGAGGCCCGCCUGGCGGAGCUGGCGCUCUGCACGCACAACGCCUUCCAGGGGCUCGAGGGGCUCAACCGCGAGGCCGAGGUGCUGGCGCGGGCCCCCGUGCCGUUGAUGCCGCACGACGCGGGCGUGGACGAGGACGAGCGCCGCCGCCGGGCCGACGACAAGCGCGCCGCCGACACCGAGCGCCUGGACCCGCCCCUGCGGCGCCUGCAGAGCGCCUUCGGCACGGGCGGCGGCCCCCUGCUGACCAAAGAGGGCAAGCCGCUGCAGCCCUUCACGAUACUGGGCAGCAGGGCCGAGCUGGCCAAGGGGGUGUUCAGGCCGGGCCACAACCUGCCCACGAUGAGCAUAGACGAGUACCUUGCUGAGGAGAGGCGGCGCGGCGGCAUCAUAGAAGGGGGCGGUGAGGCGAGCGGGCUGCAGCCGGAGCCGGAUGAGGACAACAUCGACAAGGCCGACAUGGAGACCAUGAAGGCGAGGGAGUGGGAUGAAUUCAAGGAGGCCAACCCGAGGGGCGCUGGAAACACGUUGAAUAGAGGAUAG